AGCUAAGCCUCCUAUCAUUGGAGGAGCGGGGAGCAGCCCUGGGAUGGGUGGUAACAGGUGGAGGCAGGUGAGCCAGCCCAUGGCUCUCUGGAUUGGCUGCCAUGAGCUCAGUUCCUGGGAGAUACUGUAUAUAUGGACGGCCAAAGCAUCUUCUGAGACACUCAGAAAAUUGCCAGCACCAAAGUAGUGACAUCUUCUCCCUGGGAGAGCUGGGUCUGACUUCUCAUUGGACACAACUUCCAGCUGACAGGGAGCAGAGCCUAACACAGAGACCUCUUGUCUGAAGAUCCCAGCCCAGGGUGUUCAGGACAGAAGCGAUUUCUGUGGUCCAAGCCCGAUGGAGAAUCCAAGGUGCCCAAGGAGGCCCCUGGCGGAGAAGAAAGCCAGGUCUCUGGACAGGCCGCAGGCCCCCGGGAAAGGCUCGGAGUCGUGGGACUGCCAUUGCCUCUCCCUGCCCACUGCCCCCUCCAGGAAGGCGCUUCACUGGACGACCAGUGAUUGGGCCAGACAUUCAGACAGCCCAGCUCCAUCUGCAGAGGCUCACUGCACCACCGCUGCAGCCCCCACUCCCGAGGAGACCGGAGAGUUUCUCCCCAGCGAGCAGAGGCCUUCGCAAGACACCAAGAAGGGGUGGCUGAAGACCAUGCUGAACUUCUUCGUGAGGACGGGCCCUGAGGAGCCCAGAGAAAAGGCCAGCAAGAGGCCAAGGGGGAAGGAGGGUAUCUCCCAGCAUCCGGAGCCCCUGGAAGCAGCAGGGGAGCCAGCCCUCAGGAAGAAAGCCCACCACGACAAGAAGCCCAGCCGCAAGAAGCAAGGUCACAAGAAACACGCGGCCGAGGUGACUAAGGCAGCUCAAGACCAGGAGGCCAGAGGCCAAGAGGAAGGGUUGUCCAAGGCAGCUGCUGCCUUGCGCUCCGGGGAGGCUGACCUGGGCCCAGCUCGCAGGGGUGGGGAAGAUUCUGAUCACCAGUCCUUCCUCAUCGAAGUGGAUGGUACUGGAGCUUUGGAUGUUUCUCCCCAUGCCACAGGUCACCAGCAAGAAGAGGAGCUCAAAAAGCCUGACCAGGAUGCUAUCAUUCAGAUGAUAGUGGAAUUGCUCAAAAGAGUGGGAGACCAGUGGGAAGAAGAGCAAUCUCUGGCCUCACAGCUGGGGGUGGCCCUGCCAAACCCAGCACCAGCUGUUAGGAAGAAAUCCCAAGAGAAAAAGACAAGCCUCAAGAGAACCUCAAAGACAAACCCCAAGAAACACGGCUCCGAGGAGGCCAAGAGGGGGGCUGCAGAUGUUUCCAGUCCAGAGGCCCGGCCACCCAAGAAGUCCAGCUUUCUGCCCCUGUGUGUCGGCGGCCAUCGGCCUUCCAUCUCCAGCAGCUAUGGCUUGGAAGAACCUGAAGUCCAGGAGGCCCCAUCUACAGAGGCUGGGGCUCCAGGUCCCUCCGUGCUUCCCACCCCAUUAGAGAGCCAGGAACCUGGAGAGGAGCUUCCGCUGGACAGAGCCUCGGAAUACAAAGAAUUCAUUCAGAAGAUCAUUUCCAUGCUCCAAGAUGCAGAAGAACAGCAAGGAGAGGAGCAACCUCAAGUCCAGCAGGAAGAGGUGGGUGUAGAAAACCCGGCCCCACACUGCAGAAGGAAAUUUCAAGAAAAAAAGUCAAGCUUCAGGAGAGCGUUUUACCAUAAGAAACACACCUCCAAGGAACCCAGAAGAGCGGGGGCAGCAAGGGCUGCCAGCCCGGAGGCCCGACGACCCAAGAGGCCCAACUUUCUGCCCCUGUGUGUUGGUGGCCAUCGGCCCUCCACCUCCAGCAGCCUUGAUCCAGAAGAUCUCAAGUGCCAGGAGCCCCUGCCCGCAGAAGGGGAGCCAGUUGUGAUCUCAGAAGCACCCUCCCAGGCCAGAGGCCACACGCCAGAAGGGGCACCUCAGCUGAGUGCAGCAUGUGAAUCUAAGGAGAUCAUCAUCCAGAAGCUUGUGGCACUUCUCCAAGAAGUGGAUGGCCAACUGGGGCAGCAGAUCAGGCGCCACCCAAGCUUUAAGAGGUUUUUUUACAAGUUCUCGGACUCCUCCCUCAGCAAGCUGGUAGCCACCCUGCACAGCCAGGUGGCUCACUCCUCUAAGCUGGACAAGAACCGCGCCAGGAGACUCUACCAGUUUGACGUUAGCUUAGCUAACAAAUUUGCUGGCAACAACAGCCACGCCAUGUGCAUCCUCAUGGGCCUAAGAGACCACUACAAUUGCACCCAGUUCCCAUACAGGGAGGACCAGCCGAACAUCACAAGUCCUGAGGUUGAAAGUCCAGAUUGAAAGCUGUGUCUUGCACUCAAAUUCCCUUGAACUAGCCAAACGGUUCGCAGCUUUAGCCAGGAGACCCUGAAGAUGCUCUGUGAUGUCCCAAUCCCUGCUUCACAAACGUGAUGGAAGACAAGAGCAGACAACCAUUCUGUGUCCAUACCCUAGUAUCUGAGAAGCACAAAGCAUUCUUCCACAAGGCAAGACACAGAGGCCAUGUCUGGGGAAAUCAGCACUGGACUGGGAAUGAGGAAGACUGGGGCUGUACCUGCUGAACCUACCCCAAACUUGCUGCAUGACCCUCUACACAUUCCCCCUCCUCUCCAGACUUUGGAGUCUAGGAUCCCACCCAGAAGGUCUGCUGAUAUUUUCUCAGAUGUUCAUUUUAACUGAGUCUAGUUUUUAAACUAAAUUUUUAUUUAAUCUCUAAACAGAACAUCCACAUGCAUCCAAACAGAUGUACAUCGAAGUGUAUCCCAUCAUUUCUUCAGUUGACCAGUAGUUCUUCAUGCUCAUAUGGAUUUGUAGAUGCCUCCCAGGAACUCUGCAGGCCCAGGAUGGAAAGACCUAGAGAAUGGGGACACUUGGUCUCUCAGAAUCCUUCUAACCCUGUGUCCUGUCAUUCUAUGACUAGAGAAAUGGAGCUGAUACCUUGCACCUCUCCCAUCUCAUGGGAUUGGCUAGGAGUCAGUGAGAAAAUGGAUGUGAAGAGUUCUGAAAAUUACCUAGUGCCAUGUCCACGUAGGCACUAUAGCUUCUUUUGGGUAGUUUUCAGGAAGUGGAGGAGGGCUUCAAUGGGCUGGACUGCCAUGGAUUGUUGCACAGGGGUGCACUGCUCAAGAGCACCAUACUCCAGGAGGUACUAUUCAUGUCCUAGACAUUGUGGAUUUGUAGAUUUAUCAUGACAGUUUUGCAGCUGGUAGCAGUAACAUGUCUUGAGAAAAGGGCUGUUUUUUUGUAUUUGCACAAAGGUGAAGUGUGGGGGUGCCAGAGGCUCUGCCUUCUGUAUAGCUCAACAGUUUCAAUAGCUUGACUCAGAUGUGAAAUUUGCCACAUGUUCAUAUCUAUGUGGAGGAAGGACAAGACUGUAGACAGACAGUCGGCUCCCUUGGACACUGCCCGGAACAUGUGGUCAUGGGGGAAAGGGUGUUAAACCUGGAUGGCAAGUGAGAUCUUGUGACCCUUGGGGACAUGGUAUUGCCAUGUUGAACCUGCUGUCGCACCAUGGGGUAGGACUGGGGAGGAGGAGCAGUCUAGAGCGGAGAGGCCCUGGGUGCUUAUAUGGGACUGGCCUCCAACCUGAGGCACUGGCUUCAUAAGCUCAACUCAGCCUAUCCAGAAAGCCAUUUAGUUUUUAUUGCUGCUUCUGAGAAGUGGGGGAGAGGUGAGCUAUUUGUGGAUUUGUUUUAGGCAGUGUUCACAAUCAUAGCACCUAAAUAUGAAGGAUCAGAAUAAGUUAUGAAAUGAAGGUCAGGAACCUUUUGUACAUAGUUUCUUAUUUGGAAUGAUGUUCUUUAAGCCCUAUGAGUAUUUGGUAUGUGCUCCUGAUGCUGGCAUCUGAGUCUCGUUUUUGUACCGUGUUAUUUGAGCAAAUAAAUACAUUAACUUGCAC
Messenger RNA from Gorilla gorilla gorilla (western lowland gorilla), 3893 nucleotides. It is a transcript of the gene BNIP5, whose product is annotated as BCL2 interacting protein 5. The transcript has 12 exons. NCBI's taxonomy places the organism in Eukaryota, Metazoa, Chordata, Mammalia, Primates, Hominidae. The record is from RefSeq and is a predicted model, not a curated record. The coding region runs from base 338 to 2296 and encodes 652 amino acids.